GACAAGGAUUUUUGUGAAAGCAGGACAACUCAAACAUUGAUUCACGUCUCAUUUUCCAACUUGCCAGUAUUUCCCAAACAUAAAGAAGAAUCAGAGUAACCGUGUGUUAAUUUCAACCAUUCAAUGAAAGUUCCGUGAGUAGAAACAUACAUGUGCAAAACGUCGGACAACGAAAGGGCAAAAAAGUUGGAUUAUGCAACACCUAUUAAAGCUGCACGCAAAUACGAAAAGAGUCAGGAUAAGAAACCUCAUUUAACAGGGGACCGGUGUAGUGGUGCUUUACUUCAGUCACCAUCGUCAUCUCACUCCUUUCCUGAUAUAGAUAAUGUCCAACUUACAAUACUAUCUCGUAAUACUAAACAUUUGAAACAGAUUAACAGGACAAAAGCCAGUAAUGCCGUUCCCGAAACAUUGAAAGAAAAUAAUAAAUCCACACAAGUCAUCCGUGCAAAGACCUCGACUAGGGAAUUAUCUCACAUCAGCAUUGCAAAUAAAUGCAUUACUCCUAGGAGUGCUGGGAAUAGGAAAUCAAAGAAAGUCUCUAAUAAUAAUUUGAAAAUCUCGAGGCCAUCCUUCCAGUUCAACGCCCCAUUUAUAAGAGAAUUGGGAGAAUUUAUAAUUACGGAUGAUGAGUUGAAAGUCACAACCCCGUUACAACGUCAGAAAUCUCUUUCUGAAAAGCAUAUUGAAAGGAUAGGUAAACCACUUGAAGUGAUUAGAAAUAAGCGACCUACUCCUCUUAAACGCUGUAUUUUGAAUGAGCGCGCUAUCCGCAAGGCUCAGCGAAGUCGGUCACUUCCAGCCCCUGUAGAAAUUACUUUUGCGACCGCUGAAUCUCCUAGUGUGACGAAAACCACAGAGUUCCGUACUCCUGAUAGCUUUAAUAGUUCACUAAAAGAACCCAAUUCUUCAUCGGAAAUCGAAAACUAUCUUGUGAGUGAGUUGAUUUCACGAUUGGUUGCAUUCCAAGACAGAGCAUAUGUAACUCAUGCUAAUAGCCCCUUUCAUCUCAAACGAACAAAGCGUCUUGUUUGUGGUUUUCAUGAAGUAAUCAAACACUUAAAGUUAAAACACAUGCGAAUCGUCUUCGUGGCUCGCGAUCUUGAAGGCAAUGCUACCAGCUAUUUAUGUCACGAUAAAAUUAGAAGUGAUGAAAAGGAAGUCGGAACUGGAACAGCUCUUGGUGCAUUGGAAAAAAUACUUUCCCAGAUUUGGGAACUUGCAAAAGAAUGUGAACCACCAGUACCAAUAAUCAUUACUCAUACAAGGAAGAAAUUAGCACAUUUAUGUCAUAAACCAAGACCUGUAUCUGUCGUAGGAAUUAUAAACGCUGAUGGAGCAUAUGAAGUUGAAAAAAAGCUGUUAGACAUGAAAUCUGGAGUUAAUUUAAGAUGUAUAAGAAGUCUGGAGACUGGUCAAACAAACACAGUGAAUGAGCUCACUGCUGGAAACUCAAAUGCUGCAAUCAUCGAAAAGUUGCGGCGUGCUGUUGAAUCCAUCAAUAUUGAGUAGCUUUUGUUUGAAGUCAGAUGUCCAUACCUCCUAUCACUACGGAUGACUGGUAAAUCCCCUUCUUCCAUAUUGUACAUAGUUUACUUUACUUGUGCAUACUUCAGUUGACUUUGUGUCUUUGAAAUAAAUUGUAAACAAUUCUUC
Schistosoma rodhaini is the source of this 1656-nucleotide messenger RNA. The record is from the annotation of a GenBank genome assembly. Lineage: Eukaryota; Metazoa; Platyhelminthes; Trematoda; Strigeidida; Schistosomatidae.